Messenger RNA from Symbiodinium necroappetens, 7173 nucleotides. The record is from the annotation of a GenBank genome assembly. Lineage: Eukaryota; Dinophyceae; Suessiales; Symbiodiniaceae.
AUGGCUUCGGCAUCCAGAUUCGAAGAUGCCCAUGUCUACGGCUAUUUGCGGACGCAGGGUGUCGUCUAUCAGCUCGAGGAAGUUGAGACAUCGAUUGGCCGUGGUGAGGAGUGCAGCUUGCAGCUGGAUGGCAAGGGUAUCUCACGAAUGCACGCGCGAUUGACGUUUGCUGGAAGGCGGCCGCAACUUCUGGAUCUGGGUUCCAGCAAUGGCACCUUUGUGAACGGACUGCGUUUGAAGCCCAACAUUGCCCACGAUUUGAAACAUGGUGAUGUGGUACGCUUUGCGCAGGCAAGAUGUACAUAUAGUUUUGAGUUGCCACCGGAAGGUCAGAAAACUCCAAAGACUCCUAAGGAUAAUGCUGAGCCACCAGGUCAAGAAGAGACCCCUCCCCGUCCAGCCCUGAAGUCGAACGAAGACGGAAAGGAGAAGCCAGGCAAGGAUGUACAGCCGGCAUACCCUGGAAGCGCUGCAGUGCCGUGCGUCAACGUAUUGCCCGUUCCCUUUCCUGUCAUGCAGCCUGGAAUGCCAGGCAUGCCAGGGCCGGCAAUGCAGCCGAUGCAACUUCUUACGCCAUCGCAUUCUCCGCCUCAGCCCCCUGUGCCUGCAGUUUGCCCACAUCCCUCUCUUCCCGAGUGCUCGGAGCCGAUCUACCCACGGAGGAGCUCAGCUAUUGAAGAGUCUGAGAUGCUGCAAAAGCAGGACCUCCUCCUGCAAAGACUCUGGAAGCUUGAGCAAACGAUUUCCCGUCUCGCUGAUGCGAACCUCGAGGUUUGCCAAAGAGCAAGUCCCGGUCCUGGCGGUCCCGGCCCACAUGACACAGACAAACGCGAGGAAGAGGAACCGUCCUUUGGGGAGGCUGAGGAAGCCCAUCUGGUCGCAGCGGCCCUCACGGCCGCCACAGAGCGGCUGGCAAGCGCAGAGUCCCAAAACACUGAAGCCUCAGCCGCCUCAGCCGCCUCAGCCUCACAAGCUAAAGGCAGCCUGCGUUUCAGCGAGAACAAAGCGGAGCUCGAGGCCGGGGAUCCCGCAGCCCCUGUGGAAGCCCAUGCCGAGCUCAUGGCGGAGAUGCAGCGCAUGCUCGCUUUGUACGAAAUGGUGGUGGGCGUGGGCAAGCCAGAUUACAGCCCUGGCACAUGCAAUGCUGACACCAGCAGCUCAUCCUCAGGAUCUGCGGAAAAGGCUCCUCCGAAGCCUUUGUUUGAGGGCGCAGUAGGAGAGACUUCGGUGGUGCUGGCAGCCAUAAUGUCGGCGCUUGAGGAAUUGGCAGCUAUGGGUUACGCCAACCCAAGCGUUGGAGGGCAUAGGAGAUGGAAUGCUUUGGCGCAUGAGCGCGAAAGACUGGCGAAGGAGGAAGAAAUAGAAUCCCAGCGCUUGCGGGAGCUCGAGGAUCAGGAAGGAAGCUUCCGUCAAAGCACGGAGGCUGAACUUUCCGAACUGAGCCGGAUCCUAGAGGGCGAGGAUGCGGUCGGCAUCGCCGAUGGUGGACCACACCCAAUGUUCCAAGACAUUCCGCAGACGAAGCUCACAGCGCAGCAAGCCUACGAUCAUCUUCAGACUGAGCUAGCGCGUGUUGAAGCGGACAAAGCACGUCUCGAAGUGGCAGCCACCAGCCUGUCGGAAGAGCUCUCGGAGACCUACGGACAGUAUCAAGAGGAGAAGUCCAAGGCCGACACCGCCUCGAAGUUCUUCGCCAGCAGAGAGGAGCUAGCAGAUGAGCUUCAAGAAUGGCUCUACUCAGGCCGCUCAGAACGUAUGGCAGCUCUUGGGCGGAUGAGGUGCUUGGCACAGACGCAGCUUGAGCACAAAAGCAAGUCUCAUUUUGGGGCUCUUGAUGCGGGUGGCACUCGGUACAUUCAACUUAGCUGCUGCCUUGACAUGCCUGGGAUGGCUCGACCGCAGCCUUUUAGACCACAUCCCGUCCCAGUGCUCGGAGGCCGGUCAUUGAAGGUCGAAGCGGCAGAAGUGCGGUGCAACUGUGGCAUCCCACCUGUCUCCACUUGUGAAAUGAGCCCACAGGACUGGCGCUUUGCUGAAGACCGGCAGCUCCAGUCGGACGAACGGCCCAAAGACACGUAUCUGGUCCCCAAAGUUGGCUUCCAACCAAUUGUUCCCGGUGGGACGAUUCCCAAGGCGCCCAACGAAGCCGGCAGCCUGUUUACAGAGGUAAAGAAGAAUGCGAAGUAUCCAGGCCCGGAUCACUACAAGAAGGAGGGGAAGCCUUUCGGACAGAAAGCCAAACUGGGGAUGUUUAGCCGAAUCAAUCGCGACGAGAAGGAUCCGAAGAAGAACUGGCCUUCUGUUGGCCAGUACCAAAGCACAAGCGAUGUGACAACACCUCGCACUCGUGGGGGCAUCAUGGCCAAAUCAACGCGCGGGUGCCUCAUCUAUGACCAGGCUGUCACCGAGGGCAAGUGGAAGCCGGCCCCGGGCAAGUACGAUCCACAGAAGCCUGAGAAGCACGUUGACUGUCUGCAGAUGAGUCCCGAAAACAAGGCAUCCCGGACCAUGGUAGCUGCUGCUGCCCUGGGUGGUUUCCUCGCCUGCGAGGCUCUGCACCGGUGGCGAAACCGAAGGCAGGAAGUGGCAAAGCCCCACAGGAGUCCGGACGAGGAGUGGUCGGAAGACCCGACAGGUCACUGUAUGCACGGCGUAGCAGACUGCUAUUGGAAAGCUUUGCCUACAUCCUCCUGUGCAAACGGGUCAUCUGCGCAGUUGCAGCUCCCCAGAGCAGCCACAGCGAAGAAAGCCAUGUUGAAGUACAGAGCUGCUGGUGUCGAACUGUGUUGUGACAAGCCAUGGCCCGGGCAGCCGAAGCUCCUCAAGCAGAGACUGAACUUCCCGAACGGACGUGAGGCCACUCCGGCGGUCGAGCGUGCCAAGGACUGGCUCAGGAAACGGCUCGCAGGCAGCAAGGACGGAGGUCCCCAGCAGGUGCUGACCAGUGGCGUGUCCGUUCCGCCCGGACUCGUCGUGAUGCAUUCGGUCCUCGCAGGUAGCGCGCAACAGACGUGGAGAUACGUGGAGGUCGUGACAGUCUUAGUCGCUCCCCAGCAGCCGAGCGGGAAGCAAUUCGAGCCGGGAGCCUACUACCACCGCAGCGCGUGUGUGCCAGAGCCGGCACCAAAGCGGGACGAGCCCGCCAAAGUGAUUGAACGUGCUGUGACGGUCUGUGUACGAGUAAGGCCCAUGGCGGACUCGGAAAUUGCCGAUGGACAAACGCAGGUUGUUGCGUGCGACCUGGAUGCCCCUGGCAAAAUUCACCUUACGAGGCCAUCGGGCGGAGCCGAAGAGCCAAACAGGAAGCAGGAGACCUACGUUUUUGACACCGUUUUGCCUGGCAGUGCCGGUCAAGCGGCAGUCUACAACUUGAUAGGAAGUCCACUGGUGGCAUCCCUUGCUGCUGGGUACCAUAGUUGCGUCCUGGGCUUCGGAGCGACGGGCUGUGGCAAGAGCCACACAAUCUUCGGCGGUCCUGGAGAGGCGCGGGGGAUUCUACCCCGGCUGUCGGAGAAGCUUUUUGCAGCCAUGGAUGCGGUGGAUGGCAAGACUAUUGCCAGCCUCUCCUACAUGGAGAUCUACAACGACAAGGUCAGGGACCUAUUGCAUCCUGAACCCGGCGAACAACAUGAGGCACCCGCUGCGCUGAACGUGUGCGAGCAUCCGAAGGCGGGCGUCUUCGUCACAGGCCUCACCCGCAGCGCGAUGUCUGAUGCAGAGAACAUCCUCAGACUCAUCGACUAUGGACACAAGAUCCGAGUCCUUGCGUCAGCUCAGAGAAGUUCUCCAUCCUCCCGGUCCACGGCAAUUGCGAUGUUGCACCUGGAGCAGGUCCUGGCAGGAAGCAGCGGGACCUGGCCACAGCAGAAGUGGCGACAUGCGAAACUGCAGGUCGUUGACUUAGCUGGGGCAGAGCACCUGCAUGCAGGAGAAGUGGCCCGACAGCGGGGAUCCUUUCAGAGCAUUGGCAGCAGUGGCCUUUCUGCGAUGGCCGAGAUGGUUGCAGCACUUGCCAAAGGCACACGAGGAGAAAGCAGUCGGUACCACUUACCCUAUCGAGACAGCAAACUCAGCUUGCUGCUCGCAGAAGCCUUGACGGGGAACUGUCGCACGGCUGUCGUCACCUGCGUUUCGCCUGCCUCUCGGCGAGCAGACCUCACCAGUUCCGCCCUGCGCUUUGGGGAGUCGGUGCAGAAACUGCACACUCGAUCCACUCGCAACGAGGAAGUCCAUGGAGACUUGGUUCAGACGCUGCGUGGUGAAAUCCACUUGCUCCGGCAAAGGCUAGAGCGGUGCAGCCCGGCCGAGAUCAGGGGCUUGGAAGAGCAGCUGCAAGCAGCGCAGUACUUGGAGGAAGAAUAUUCAGCCUCCCACGAAGAGCUGCAGGAGAGGAGCGCCACGGCGGAGCAGCAACGUCAGCGGAGCCUGCGGCGGCUUGGGCUCCGGGUUGGCGAGCCCCGGGAGCAGAAGGUCAGCGAUGGUCGCAUUUACGUGGUGAACGUUUCCUUGGAUCCUUUGCUGUCCGGCUGCCUCACGUGGACACUCCUUCCGGGGGAGCAGUUGCAUAUUGGCAGCAAUCCGAACUGCGAGAUUUGCGUGGACGGACUGGGAGUUCAACCAGAGGUCUGCUCUUUGCGAUGUGUGCAGGCCAGUCGACUCGAAGUUGUUCCGCAGCUCGUGGGCCACACGGCGAAGAAGUGCCAGGAUGGCCUGAUCGUGAGGAGAAGGAGCCUCUUCAAGCGUGCUGGCCCGCUGCUGGUCAACGGCCAGACAGUGGAGGCCACGCUAGCACUUCGAAGUGGGGAUGUUCUGCGAGUUGGAUGGGCACAUUUUUUCAGAGUUGUCAUCCCGGCUUGCGCCUCGGAAAACGACCGGCGACUGGGGCCACGCCCAGAGGACGCCCUCGCGAUCGAGACGACCUAUAGCUUGACAUUCCCCAAGGAUGCCGAGCAGCUCAAAGAGCGCUUGGGCGCAGACCGAGCUGCACAGGUCCUGGGCGGCUUGAAGGAUUUGAAGCUCGCUGUGGAUGAGGCAAACGAGCUCACCAAGGAACUCAGGGGGGACAGUGAUGAGGAGUUUUCCUUCAAGGGGCAUCGUUUGAUGGAUCCCCUGAACAGCACAGAGGCGACCACGCUGGUCGUCUCUCUUCUGCGCCAGCGCCGACCGCCAGGCCAGGCGCACUUCGAUGAAGACAACGGGGGCUGCAAUUUGGAAGACAGGUCCGAAGUGGUUGCAACUUGGACUUUGCCAGACUUUCAGCAGCGGCUGGAGGUCAUGAGAGAAGUUUACGACGAGGUUGCGCUACGAGACCAGCCCUGGGGAGAAGAGGGCGACCUGGACCCCUGGCAGGCCCAGAGCGGGAUCCCAGUCCUAAAGGCCGCGUCAGGGCCUGGGCCGGAGGAAUCUGCACACACACAGGAGGCUGCGGCUGCGUCCCUUCCUAUGUGGAAGCAGCUUUCCUCAGCCACAUCAGCGAGCACUGGGGCAGAGACGAGUGAAGAGCGGAUGGACAUGGCAGCGGUGUUGCAGCAGCUGCCGCAGCUGCAUGCAGAGUUGGCCAAGGCUUACGAACUGCAGGAUGUCCAGGCCUCUGAGCUAGUCUCGGUGCGGCGCGAGAUCGAGGACCUCCGCAUGAAUCUGGCCAGGGCAACACCGUCUCCGGUGCGGAGGCCAGGCGAUCCCUCGAGAGGUUCAGGGACGCUGUCACCUCUGCGAGGGGGCGAGGAGGCAGAGAUGCCUCUGCUGUCCAAGUCGAACCUGGUCCCCUCAACCCAGACUGCUGGUGGCGCUGUCGCUUCAGCUGCGGUGGCGGCUGCUGUCCGCCAAACGCCUCCCAACAGAGCUUCAACGCCGCGCCGCCCGCGGGCACCGGUUGCACCGGUUUGGAGAGGUGCCGAGGGACCGCGCAUUUCCAGUUCGCCAACCGGUCGGGCUAGCAAUGAGCCUUUGAUGUCCAGCGACUCUCCGUUGGCAGAGGCACUUCCGUCCCCGAGGAGUGAACUGCUGGAGGAAGGGCCACAGAAACAACGGAAGCUUGGCCAGGAGACGGCGGUAAGUGAAGACUUGCACGAGCAAGGCAGCGCGCUUCAUGUCCGCCGCGAAGGCACCAUUGCGCGAGAUGUCAGCUUCGGUGCUGGCAUGCCGGACUCGAUCAAGUACUACAUUUCAGCCCAGCAGGAACCUCAGCUGCGGAAGUGGAGCAGGUGGGCUUUGUCUUGUCCGGGCUAUGCCAGCAUGAAGCCACGGGGAAAGAAGAGCCCUGGGCUGGACUCGGCAGUGAUGCAGCUGCAAGGCAGGAUUGCCAUCCUCUUCGGCCAGUCUGCAUCAGCUUCCUUCCACUCAAAGUGGGAGAUACUGAUGGGGCAGGGCGAGGUUCAGAACUGGAUGAAGAGCACACCUGGUCACGAUGUGCAGAUGCGGUAUCCUGGGGAGUGGAAGUUUGCUGGUGGGGUUGUAGACGCAGACGAGACCCCAGAGGAGGCAGCACGCAGAGAGUUGGAGGAGGAGUUCCAGGUCCCAGUGGCGCUCACCAAAGCCACCUGCAAACUCCGGCUCAUGAGCAUCAAGCAGACCAGGCCCAUCCGCAACAUCUCGAACAUCAUGUUCAACUACGUGGCCGCGGCUGAAGAAAACCCGUGGCUGCAGCAGCUGGAUGUCGAGGAGGUCAACUGCGCCUUGUCAAAUCGCCGCAGAAUGCAUGCUGAAGCCAUUCGAGGAGGCAAUUUCUAUACAUUGGGGCACCGGGAGCAGGAGAAGCUCGCUCCGGAAAUCCACCAGGUGCAAUGGCUCGACAUGCGCUCUGCCGUGCGUGAUGCUUUCACCAGCAUGAAUGGCUCCUUCCAUCCAGUCAAUGACUUCCAGAAGAAGGAGUUCGAGCGGCUUGGCGUGAAGCGCCGAGAUCCCAUGUUCCUGACGAUGGCCACACUGCUAGAGGUGGACUCAUUCCCUUCGCUACGCAGCUUCAUCGUCUACUCAGAUCGCCUGGAUCCGGAGAAGGAGCUGCAGCGAAUCCAGUGGCUUCGAGAUGGAAUGACACCAGAAGAGGUUGCCACGGUGUGGAGUGCCAAGAAGUCUCCCACAGAGGUCGCUGAGCGAGCAGGCAUGUUCCGCACUGCGGAGGAGCGGCUUCAGCUCUGGACUCGAAGGAAGGAGGAUUCAGAAGCCCGAUUGUGA